Messenger RNA from Akanthomyces muscarius, 699 nucleotides. RefSeq lists its product as uncharacterized. The record is from RefSeq and is a predicted model, not a curated record. NCBI's taxonomy places the organism in Eukaryota, Fungi, Ascomycota, Sordariomycetes, Hypocreales, Cordycipitaceae. The transcript is spliced from 2 exons. The coding region runs from base 1 to 699 and encodes 232 amino acids.
AUGGCUACGUUGGCGCCGCCCCUCUCGCCGCGGCAAUGCACCGGCUUUUUCGAACUACCACAUAAGAAAUGGAGACGCCGUAGAGUCACCACGGAUCUCAUGCAACAAGAAGAACGCGAUAGAGUCGCCCGCGAGGCCGAGCUGGAAUCCAGAGCCCGCGCUUGCAACUUCCUCUCAACCUUCCUCCACAGCUCUCCCUGGACAGACCAGCUCGACCAAAUAACCAUCGUUUGGGACUGUGUCCCUUCCAUGGAGGAACUUGAGUCCUAUGGCGAGCUGGACGAAAAGGAAGGCACCCGCAACUGUCGACGACUCUUCAAGGCUGUCGUCGUCUGGGACCAACAAGCGUCACCUGCCCCUCUGCCCAUGGCCAUGGAGCGCACUUCCGCUGAUAUGACCGAUGCUUGGUGGCAUGCGCCGCCCGACAACUCGUUUCGACGUGGCUCUCAGGAAACUUCCAACUCCAGCCUCGCCUCGCGCGGCUCUGGCGCCACCAACCCCUUCUCGCUAGAACGUGACUACAGCACCUUCUCCUCUCUUAGCAGCUCACCUUGUGAUAAGAGCUACAUGGCUUCUGCCUGCCAGACUCGCAAGCGCAGCGACUCCCUUUCGGCCAUGAUCCCCCGCGCCAUCUCGCAAGGCUACGUCUUUGCUGUCAAGAAGACCUUUGGUGCCUUCUCUGAGAAGCAAACUGUGUAA